AUGGAUGGAGUCAAGUCCGGUCGGGGUGGGGCACAUAGGGAGAACCAGAGCUCCACACAACUGUCCCAAGAAAGUGUUGAAAAGUUGAUAAAGCAGUCCCAGGAAGCAAAGGAGCAUGCCUACUGUCCUUACAGUAAAUUCAGAGUGGGAGCUGCUCUCCUGACCAGCGAUAACUCUAUAUUUACAGGUUGUAAUGUGGAGAAUGCAUGUUACAACCUGGGAGUGUGUGCCGAAAGGAAUGCUAUGGCAAAGGCGGUGUCAGAAGGCAAGAAAACUUUCAAGGCAAUUGCGAUUUCCAGCGACAUGAGUGACCGGAUCAUCACCCCAUGUGGAGGCUGCAGACAGUUCAUGAGAGAGUUUGGUUCCAGUUGGGAUGUUUACAUGUCAAAGGCUGAUGGCUCAUACAAGAAGAUGACUGUGGACGAGCUGCUGCCUCUCUCCUUUGGUCCUCAAGAGCUGACCAGGACCAAAGUGACUGAUCUUCCCUGA
Molecule: messenger RNA, 489 nt
Organism: Menidia menidia (Atlantic silverside)
Lineage: Eukaryota; Metazoa; Chordata; Actinopteri; Atheriniformes; Atherinopsidae
Source: the annotation of a GenBank genome assembly